Molecule: messenger RNA, 2077 nt
Organism: Blastomyces gilchristii SLH14081
Lineage: Eukaryota; Fungi; Ascomycota; Eurotiomycetes; Onygenales; Ajellomycetaceae
Product: cysteine dioxygenase
Exons: 5
Coding region: 656-1297 (213 amino acids)
Biological process (GO): L-cysteine catabolic process
Molecular function (GO): ferrous iron binding; cysteine dioxygenase activity
Source: RefSeq, a predicted model, not a curated record
AUGUUGGGAUUUGGGCGCCGGAAGUUCAAUAAUGUCGCUGAGUCAUUUAUUAGUCAGGCUUGGCAUUGACCUCGCGUGGAAUUCCCAAAAGGUUCCAAGGAUGGUCCCGAACGGUUCCGGAAGUCGCUUAGUGUCGGAUUAACAGGGGCAAAAUUCGGGGAAUCGGCUCAUCGGGGGCUUCCAACUUUGGUUUUAAGGCUCCCAGUUGGGGGAAGUUAGGGUUAGACGAACCGCUGGGCGACGUUAAGAUUUCCCUUGGGCCGUUAUAGAACUGCGAAAUAUAUAUAGGGGUAUAUGGGGCCGGGCUCGAGUAGUAGCCACCGUGUGCUUUUCGUUCCUGACCGCCUGUUCAGCUAGUAGUAUCUAUUUUGCACCCAGGUGCCGCCUCCCGCUUGUUCGGCUCAGUCUGGUCUGGGCUCUUUCCUACCCGCGUGAUCGAGUUCUCCAUCCAUCUGAUAAGAUUUCUCCGCCGCCUCCGCCUCCUACCUGCGCCGUGGUCCCACUGCAUUCAUUCAUAUAAGAGACCCUGCACCCAGCCCGCCGUAAUUCUUAAAUACCUCAUAGGAACUAUCUUCCUCGCCGUACUCCUCGAACCACGUUCAUCUUUCUACUCUCGUUCUCAAUCUCCAGGCCCAAGUGCACAGGUCCCGACACAAUGCCGUAUCUCGUGAACGGCGACUCCUCGCCCGAAGCCUCCCCCGUCGAUGCAUUCCACAGCUUAGUAGAGGACAUCAACACAGUCCUUGGCCCUAGCUCAGGUCUAGAUUCCGACGACGUCGAUCCGAUGGAUAUCCAGAAGCUCAUGGAGGACUAUACCUCCAACGAGAGUGAAUGGGAACGGUAUGCCUUUGGCGAUGCUGGAAGAGCAUAUACGAGAAAUCUGGUCGAUGAGGGCAAUGGUAAAUGUAAUCUGCUUAUUCUCGUCUGGAGCCCUGGAAAGGGAAGCGCCAUUCAUGACCAUGCCAACGCCCACUGUGUAAUGAAGGUACUAAAAGGGUCCCUGCGAGAGACGCAAUAUUCAUGGCCCGAGGAGGACAAGGUACAGAAGGGGGAGCCAUCACCCUUGUCCAUAACCAAGGACACCGUGUAUAAAGAAAACCAAGUCACUUACAUGUCAGAUAAGCUCGGCCUGCAUAAGAUCUCUAAUCCUGACCCUGACGAUUUUGCUAUUUCCCUUCACUUAUACACACCACCAAACGCUGCUCAUUAUGGGUUUUGCCUUUUUGACGAGAAGACGGGCAAGUCGCGACACAUCAAACAAUCCAUGUUCUUCUCCAGCAAAGGACACAAACUAUGAUUUCCGUGUCCUGCGAGAAGGGUCAACGAAAGUUGUCCCUGGUCUAGGUAUCCGCUCUAGAAGUUGUAAAUGAAUGAAAUGCGGGACGAUAAGUGUUCUUUGCGCUGGAGCCCCGUUUUAAUGAACCUUUCUGGUCUGGUGUCUUGGGGUAUUGCAACUAUUUCGGGUUUCGGGCUUGCGCUAUAAAUGACGUGAUUUCAUCCUAACGCCAGAUGCAUCUUAGCUCGUCUUCAACAGACCGGGGGUUUCGUGUGGACGACAUACGCAGUACGGCGUAUAUUUUCAUCACCCCAGCUACACGGCAAAACUCCCAAGGCGAGAGCCACUAUUAUUAUUCUUAGAGCCGUUGUAAUUAGCAUUUUUAUCCUCCUCUCCUUGUUUCAGAGAGUUUAGCCCGUUCUUCUUUUCUUUUUUUCAAUCCAUGCCCACUCCACUCUCCUCAAUCAAAUAUAUGUAGAGUUAUUAGUUACACGUUCUCAGUAAUUCUCCAUGAACAGCGCCUUGCCACAUUUAAUAUCAACCCCAAAAAUAGUGCUGAGUACUCUAUAGAUUUCAACGAGCAACCAACAAAAGAGGAAGCGCAUUCCACCGUUAGUGGCCGUCCUUCCGGCCUGGAUGUGUGCUUCAAAUUUAACACACACAGAGAGAGAGGGAUUUCAAGACGAGAUAAGCCGUAUUCAGUCACAGGUGAGGUCAACUUAUGUUUGAAUCGAUGUAGACGUUAUUGUGGAUAGAUAUUUCUAUGUAAAUGCGAUCGUCUCCCUUGUCUGCUCCUCGCGG